Messenger RNA from Mytilus trossulus (common blue mussel), 2022 nucleotides. RefSeq lists its product as uncharacterized. The transcript has 11 exons. The coding region runs from base 49 to 2022 and encodes 657 amino acids. The record is from RefSeq and is a predicted model, not a curated record. NCBI's taxonomy places the organism in Eukaryota, Metazoa, Mollusca, Bivalvia, Mytilida, Mytilidae.
AACAUCCAUUUAUAUGUGGAUUCAGGAUUUUUUAACUGAAUUUUCGAAAUGAAAUGGGACGUUUCACUAUUGUUAUUACGUUUCAUACAUUUCACAGUUCAUGAUGUUUAUGGCUGGAAUAAGCCAUCUUUUAUCAGUAACUGGCACCCUAUUGAAUCUCAGAAUUCAGAAAAUUCAAGUCUUACAAUGAUACAUUCCCUUGGUGAGCUUCCAGUUAAAGUGGAUAUUCAAAUCAAAGUUGUCAUAGAUGGUGUGGAUUACAUUUUUACUGGAAUCGGAUCGGCACAAAGAGAUAAUGAUGAUGCACAUGAUUAUGGAGGAGUUGUGUACAUCUACAAUGAUGUGGAAGUUAUUCUUUCGCUUCCAUUUGGAGGCGCUGACAGCGGAGGCGUAGCCUAUACAGGUUCACAUUUAGAGUAUAACGGACCGUCGUCUCCAGUACAGGGGAAACACAGCAAUGGUUUUGUCCGAGUUAAGGCCUGGAAGCAAGCAGAUUUUCCUAUACCACUCUUUGAAAAAGCUGUAAAAAUUUCAGAUAAUGAAACCGACAGCUUCAAAGAAAUAAAUCAUCAAAGUUCGGUUUUUCCUGAUCUCGUAACUGCACAAACACAUUUGGAUGGCGGUUAUUAUUCUGAUGGACAAGGAGUUAUAUUCCAAAUGACGACUCUUUCUACAUUCAAUUGUCUUGGUGGCUUGAUGUUUGGUUAUUCUGAAACAAAAGUGAGAUUGUGGGUACCUUUUCAAAAACCAUUAAACAAUAAUGAUUGUAACGGUGCAGUAUUCUUUCAGCAUGACGGAUGGGGGAGAAAUAGUUUAGUUAGUAACAAUGGAACAGUUGUUCUUAAAGGCUAUAAACUUGAUGAAAACUUGGCAUUUGAGACUACUGUGAGGGUUAAAGACAGAAUAAGCAGUCAGGACAUUGUAUAUCCCUCAUUAUACAACAUUGAUCAUGCAUUAGUUACCGUUCAGGUGAAACAUGAUGAGAAUGGUGGAAAUAAUCAGGGUAUGAUUUUUGAUGGAGCGGGAAGUGCUCUUUCAACAACUACAAAAUAUUCAGGAGUGAUAUAUGUCUAUACAAAUAGCAGUAUAUUAUUAUGGACACCAAGUAGCCACAAAGGAUACAUGAUAUCUAUUAAUAAUAGGUGGGGCAGUGGACAGAUGCCAUCAGCUGAAACUAGUGCAGAUGUAAUUGUAAGAGUAUAUGCAGUAGUAGAAUGUCCAGAUCCAUCUUCGUCGAAUUCCAACUAUACAAUAAGUAAUGGUUUAAGAGUUGGAUCAGUUGUAACAUACUACUGUGAUAGCGGUUACAUCUAUACAGCUGGGUAUCUUAGCCGUACAUGUCAGUCUAACAGACACUGGGAGGGCACUGAUCCAAUUUGUUCACAAAUGCAGUGUCUUCAUCCAGAUGGAAUUGCAAAUGGAACAUAUGUUUUUACCGGGAAAAGUAUUGGUGACACUGUCAAAUACACAUGUAAUGUUCAUUAUCAAUAUGAAGCUGGAGAUUUAGAGCGUACUUGUCAAUUAGGUGGAUAUUGGGAUGGAAUUCCACCUGUGUGCUCAGUGAUUAAAUGUGCGCAUCCAGGAGGUGUCUUCAAAGCAACUUACAGGGUAGCAGGCUUCGCUCCAGGCAAUACAGUCACGUAUACAUGUGUUGCUGGGUCAAUGCAGCAAGCAGGAGAUUCAACUAGAGUUUGUCAGUUAAAUGGAUCCUGGAAUGGCAUCCCGAUAGUUUGUUAUACAGCAGCAGCAGGACCAACAAACUUCAAUCGAGUUGUUUAUUCUCCACAAGAAUUAGCAGAAAGUAUUAAAAAGACGAAAAAAGAAUUGACUGUUGAUAAGAAAACAACAUCAUCGUAUACCAGAACACUAGUCUGUGCUACUGAUUCACGGCCGUCGUCAUUGUACAUUGGUACCGUAGGCAUAGUGCUGUUCAGUUCCAUGCUUGCUGCUGUGAUAUUACCAGAUAUAAUUAUCUUUAUACGUCACAUUUGGCACAUGUCAAAUAUUUAUAGACGUCAAUAG